Centropristis striata (black sea bass) is the source of this 1574-nucleotide messenger RNA. Its product is annotated as protein eva-1 homolog C. The record is from RefSeq and is a predicted model, not a curated record. NCBI's taxonomy places the organism in Eukaryota, Metazoa, Chordata, Actinopteri, Perciformes, Serranidae. Gene Ontology annotation, molecular function: carbohydrate binding.
AUGCACAAUGACAGUACCAUGGAUUACUGCUUCUUCUCAUCUCUUCUUCUGGCUCUGAAGAUUCACAACGCACAUUUGGCUCCAGACUUCUCUGUAUAUCUUCACACCAUCCUGAAGAACCACACGGCUCAUGCUUGUGAAGGAGACACACUUAACAUCCAGUGUCCCUCCAGGACGUCUGUGGCCGUCCUCUCAGCUUUCUACGGGCGACGUGUUCCUUCCCAGUAUCUAUGUCCCUCUGCUAACACAAACACAACUGUGGAGGAGGAUAAUGAAUGCACUUCUCCAGUUGCUAUCGAGAAAGUGCUGUCAGAGUGUCAGGAUCAGGGGUCCUGUCACAUCCCUGUCCUCAGUCCAGUGUUUGGGGAGGAUCCCUGUCCUUUCACCAGCAAGUACCUUCUAGUCUCCUACAAGUGCAGACCAGAGCACCAUCGUACGAGGCUGGUGUGUGAAAAUGAGCGCAUGAGGCUGAUGUGUAAAAACGAGACUGUCCUCGCGAUCUACUCUGCCACGUUUGGACACCUGCUGCAUGGCAGUCCUUACUGUCCUCAGGAGACUGCAUCACAUACUGACAUGGAGUGUUUGUCCCCUUCGGCUCUGAGGAAGGUGUCCCGCAGGUGUCACGGCAGAGGGAACUGCUCAGUAAUAGCUGAUACUCAAACCUUCGGGGACCCGUGCUUCCCUGGCACCAGGAAACACCUGCGAGUGUCCUUCACUUGUGUGCCCCGGUAUCUUCUGGAAGACGUGGGCCGAGGGUCAACGGAUCCUUUCAUGAUCUCAGACUACACACAUGGUGGAUGGUACACUGGCCCCACCUACAGGCCUCAAAACGUGCUCUUAACCAACUCUCUGGAGAUCAUUGACAAAAUAUUGGAUCUCCCAGAGCGAGUGGCUCUGUACUUCGUCUCUGGGAUAUGUGCUGGUCUGGUAUUCCUGCUCUGUCUGUUUGGCAUACGCUCCACACUAGUGAGGGAUGUGAAAGAUCUAGUUUCUGACCUGAAGGAUGAGCUGAAAUCAUCUCGCAGACAGCGCAAGGAGCUCAUGGAGGACCUCUUCGAUGAUGACAUCUCAGACACGUCGUCAUUCCGUCACCUCACACAAUCCUACCGCACUACAGAAAUCCUCAGUCCUUCCACUCUGACAGUGGAGAUGGUCGAUCGAGGGGUGGAACAGCCGAGGGAUCUGCCCAAUGGGGACAUUUGGCCACAUCAAGAUUCCAGCCCGUACGCCAUUCAUAAGAUUAGAACCUACAACCAUUAAGAGAAGCCACAACUAUGAGUGAAACCACUGCUAAAGCAUCCUUUUUGCUAUGAAAUCUAAUUUGAACAAUUGAACUGUGACUCUUUGUGUGUGUGUUAUCAUCCAUGACAUAUAAGUGUUAAUGUGUUAGAUUAAUUACAAUCAUUAUAAAGAAUAACAGAAAAUUUAAAAAAUAAUUUCAAAUGUAAAAGUCAAAAGCUCAGCUAAUUUCAUGCCUAUAUUUAUUUUUGUUCUGAGUAAAAAAAAUACCAAAACCAGUCUGUACUGAACAGGUUAUUCCAAAUAAUAAAGAUUGUUUUAGUGGGGUGAAAGUU